Entamoeba dispar SAW760 is the source of this 789-nucleotide messenger RNA. RefSeq lists its product as uncharacterized. NCBI's taxonomy places the organism in Eukaryota, Evosea, Mastigamoebida, Endamoebidae. The coding region runs from base 1 to 789 and encodes 262 amino acids. The record is from RefSeq and is a predicted model, not a curated record. The transcript has a single exon.
AUGAACAACAUAAUCAUUCCACAUGAAAUUGAUAUUCCAAUCAACAACUUCCUCAUUCAAAGUGAUGGAAAAUGUGGGGUUUAUUUUCAUGAUAAAGAAACACAUGAAUUGUAUCAAUACAUUCAAAAAUCACAAAGAGUAAUUAAUGUUGAACACCAAUUUGUUGGAACAAUAUUGUUCACAUUGUCAGCUAACAAACAAGCAUUCAUUACAAAAAAACAAACAAGAAAUAUCAUGGUUAAAACAAAUGAAAGUAAAACACCAGCAUUAAUAAAAGUAAAUGAUGAUCCUCAAAUACUUUAUUUUAUCAAUGAUAAAACAUUGAUGAUAGUAGGAUUAAAAAGUACAACAUUGGUAUCAUUAAAUACAUUUAUUCCUUUAUCUACUUAUAAAUAUUUAAGACCAUGGAAAAUAAUACAUUACAAAAACAUAAUUGUGUUAUUAUAUAAUGAUUUAAAUAAAAUUCGAGGAAUUGUAAUAGAAUGUAUAGGAGAUACAAUAUCAAAAACAUCAGAGAUUGAUGUUAGUAAUCCAUCUCAACAAAAAGUAUCACUUCCAACAAUUCAAUUAAUAAUUAUCAUGGAAAUACCUUAUUUAGCCAUUCAUUUCAAUGUUGGACCAAUCUAUUUAUUCAAUUUAAAUAAUCCACAUGAAAUUGUGAAUAGAUAUGAAUCACCAAAUGGAAAUAUUAUUAUAAUGUCAAUUGAUGAUACAUUAGUUAUAUUUGAUGGUAAGAAAGCAUAUAUUCAUAAUAUCAUCACUUUUAAUACUAUAACUCAUUUGAAAUAA